Salarias fasciatus (jewelled blenny) is the source of this 4091-nucleotide messenger RNA. RefSeq names its product p53-induced death domain protein 1 (gene pidd1). The coding region runs from base 320 to 3325 and encodes 1001 amino acids. The record is from RefSeq and is a predicted model, not a curated record. Lineage: Eukaryota; Metazoa; Chordata; Actinopteri; Blenniiformes; Blenniidae. Gene Ontology annotation, molecular function: protein binding. The transcript is spliced from 15 exons. Gene Ontology annotation, cellular component: cytoplasm. Gene Ontology annotation, biological process: signal transduction; DNA damage response; apoptotic process.
GCGUUAAAAACAGGUCAACUUUACUUCUUAUUCAGUCUUUAGCUCUAUGCGAGCUUAGAAAUAACAUUAGUGUUUUAAAGUCCUCUGUUAGUUGUGUAGGUUUCAGCAAUAUGUAGUAACUGAACGUCUUAAUUUUACGUUGGCAGUGUUGAAACUAGUGUAAAUUCAUAAAACAUGUCGCUCGUAGCUUCAUGUAGCAGUCGUUUGUCUUCACAUCAUGUCAUAAUAAGAUGGUCAUAGAAAUGUCAGGGGUGUCAUCACAGACUCAGGACAAUGCAGACCACUAGCUGAUUGAUCCAUGUGAUGCUCUGUGCUCUCAAUGGAGAGUAGCAGUGAAGAAGAGGCAGCAUCUGAUGAAGAGUGUGGAGACAAAGCGGGCAGCAGGACUGUGGAGGAUGGAGAUUUGGAGGUCACAUCUGGAUUUAACCCAUCAAGGAGCACAUCUGGAGACCUCUCUGCAGACACUCUGGCUCAACUGACGAGGAAGAAUGAGGGGGGAUCAGAGGGAGAGACUGGACCCACACCAACAAGUGGUGUGAUGUCUGAAGAUCCAGCGGAGAGGGAUGCUCCCUCUGCGUCUCCCUCCAGCUUCACGGAUACAUAUGAUCCCUCUGCAUCCGGCAUCUCCUCAUCCAGCUCCUCCUGUUCCUCCUCCAGCCGUCACCUCGCCGAUAAGUCUCCCUCAUCCCCUUCUCCUUCUCCCCUGUGCCUGACUCCACCUUUGCCUCCUUCUGUGGAGCUGUCGGACGUGUUGACCGACACACGGCUGACCCUGGACGUGUACCAGGCAGGAGCAGCUGCCUUGCCUUUGCUGUGGCGGUCCGUCCCAGGACAGCUGAGGGACAUCCAGUACCUGAGGAUGGGCUCUGAAGAUAAACCAGGGCUGGAUGGUGCAUUGGAUGUCCUGCCACGUUUGACUAGGCUGCGAUCAAUAGCUAUCAGAGGGAACUGCUUCUAUGAUUCACAUGGGGACCCCCUGCCGGGCCUCCUCACCUCUUUACCCUCAUCUUUUUCCUCCCUUUCUCAUCUGGUACACCUGGAUCUCUCCUUCAACCAGCUCUCCUGUUUCCCACCCUGCCUGCUCAGCCUGCCCGCUCUCUCCUCUCUCCUCCUUUGCCACAACCGCCUCUCGGCCUUGCCCGCCGAUGUAGGUCAGCUGUCGUCCCUCAGCUUCCUCUCUCUCCUGGGCAACAAGCUGAUGUCUCUUCCCCCGAGUCUUGGUCAGCUGGGAUCGCUUCAGACGCUCGAUGUGUCUCAUAACCUUCUCCAGCAACUACCUGAUGAAAUUGGUUCUCUGGGGAAGCUCGUUACGCUGGAGCUAUCACACAACAAGCUGAAUCGGUUACCAGAGAGCAUGGGCUCUCUCCUGUCACUCAGGCAGCUUUUUAUCUAUUGCAACGACCUCCGCCUGAUCCCACAGUGUCUGAACAAACUGCCUCUGCUCAAGAUAGCGGCACGUGGUAAUCCUUUGGGAAAACCCCCAACGCCUCCUCCUCUACCUCCUACGCCAGAUCGAGCAGAAACCAAAAUACCAGAGCUGCACCUUGGAUUCAAUCAGCACAGCUUCAGUGUUUCGUCUGCUGGGUGUCAUGUGUUCAUCCCCGGAGGGGCUGAGCUGCUUUUCCCCCCAGGGUGCCUGGAGACAACCACAAGACUGGAGUGGGCCAGCAAGAGACCAGAGCGAAAGUGGGUGGCGCUCGAGGAGCAUGACAUCCUCCUGAGCCGGCCCCUGGAGCUGCGUCCUCACGGUAUUACGUUCUUGAAGCCUGUGGAGGUGUGUGUGCCGUACCAUCGGGCUAGAAGAAGGGAGGUGUUGGUGCGUACGUUUGACGGACGCUCAUGGAGCUCUCUGCCCACUAAUUUGAGGAGAGGGAGCGAGAGCCACAGCAGCCACCCCGGGGGACGUCCAGCCAGGCUGGCGUGCUGCUCUGUGAGCCACUUCUCCUGGUUCAUGGCGGUGUCCCGCCCAGUGAAGGACAGUUGUCUUGUGACGCCAGCCGGAGCCCUCCUGGUGUCCAGCUCCGAUCCUGGAAUCAAGCUGAGCUUCCCUCCAGACUCCACUCUGCAGACUCGCACCAUAACUUUACAGGUGCUGCAGGUGUCGAUAUCAGAGGUGCAGGCUCUGGGCAAUGAUCCUCAGGCCAGAGUCAGUCCGCUUCUCUGUCUCUCCCAGACUCCCAGCAUGCAUUUCCUGCAGCCAGUGAAGGUUCAGAUCCCUCUUCCUUCUGGAGUCACUGGCCACACAGUGGAUAUGUCCUGUUUGCAUCUGCUUCAUGGAGAUCCUGCUGCUCAGACCUGGACAGACAUCACAUCACAAGUGUCUCUCUGCGUCACCCAUCUAUAUGCUGUUUUCUACAUUACACAUUUCUCCUGGUACUGGCUGUGGUACACCACGCAGCGCUGUGUGAGCGGGGUGGUCAGGAGAGUCUACCAGAGGCUGAAACAGUUUCGAGUCCAGUUCUUCGUCCUCCAGCGGAAGACGGAUCCCUCACAAGUGCUGCUUCAGUGCUUACCUGCCAACAAGGUAGAGGGCAGAGUGCAGACUUUGUCUGAGCAGUAUGACGGGCCGCAGCCCUCAGACCUGUGUGACCUGCUGGAGGGAGAACAGUUCUUCGCCGGCUUCGAGAGGGGCUUAGAUAUCAGCACAGACAGACCGGACUGUGUGGGAGGAAGGCUUUGUUUUGUUUUCUACUCAAGCCUGAAGAAUUUAAAGGAAGUGUACAUCUGUGCAGCUCCGGGUCAGAAGGAGCCAGUGAGGGGACAGGUGUCGUUUUAUCGAGGGGAGAUUCCCAGCAACCUUCCAGAGGAAGUGUCCAGGAAGAGGAAGGGACUGGACAGCCAGUGGCUUGCUACUUUACCACUGAGACUUCCUGCACGAAAUGCAGACAACAGUUUCAUAACAGAAGAACUCCAGUACCCUCCUCUGAACCUGGGCGACCCUGAAAGUGGCUACUUGACAGAAGCCAACCUGCUGUCCAUCUCUCUUCAGAUCGGGCAGGACUGGCGCGUCAUUGGUAUUAAUCUCGGGUUGAGCUACCAGGAGCUGGACCGCAUCCAGUAUAAGUACAGGGACAACCUGGGCGCCUUGGUGCUGGACAUGCUGUUUCAGUGGGCCCGGGCGCAGAAAAGCGCCGGUCCUGGAGCGGUGUCCAGACUGGUGGCGGCCAUGGUAGAGAGCGGGAGGAGGGACGUGGCCGACGAGAUAGAGGACAUCGUCAAUAUUGGGAGGAGGAAGUACUCGGAGUCACUGAGGAGGGUGGGCCUGGAUGCAGAGGCCCCCUCCUCCUCCUCCUCCUCCUCCUCCUCCGCCGAGGCGCAGCAGUGAAUGAGCCCAUGCUGGCCGCAGAUGGCCGACGAACACUUGAGUAACCUGUUUGUUUACAGAGGACCACCAUCAGCUCAUCCCGCUGUCUGAACGACCGUCCUCCUGCACAACUGUCUGUCCUUGUCACUGUCACGAAAAAGACAACUCUCAGCCGCUGGCGCUUUUCUUUUUUAUUAAAGAACAGAAGAAGUGAAACGGAUGAACUGUGAGCUGGCCUGCAGCUUUGUUUUAUUGCACCUCUAACAAACUGUCUCAGAAUGGAAAGUGAUGCUAUUACUGCUCAUUUCUGCCAAGAAUAGAAAAGCAAUAGUUGCUAGCAGUGGUAAGUUAUGAACUAAUGUUGUUUUUAUUACUUUUUUAAUUAUUAAAUUUUAUACCAAGCAAAGGAGAAAAAGAAGAAGAGUCAUUUUUUCUUUAUCUUUUUUUUACUGUUUUUGUCACUUCAGCUUUUGCAAUAAAUCUGAAGGUUACGCAGUAAAAAUCCUCCCUAUAUUCUAACAGCCAGGUUGAUCGAUGAGCUUUAGCCGGGUACAUAAUUAACCAUUCAUAGGGUGCAGAGAGGAGUCAGGUUACACAAUGGGAGACCUGUUAAUGGUGUUUCCAGAGACUCAAACAUUCCUCAGCUAGUGUCAAAACUGUCUCACUGACUAUCUUGUACAAAAUACUUUAUUUCCAAACUGUUAUUUUCAUAGAAAAGGAGUAGGAAGAUAAUCUCGUGAUAUUAAGUCAGCUAUUUUUUUUCCCUUGAUGGAAAGACUUGUUGAUA